This is a messenger RNA of Cryptomeria japonica (Japanese cedar), 783 nucleotides long. RefSeq names its product calvin cycle protein CP12-1, chloroplastic. Lineage: Eukaryota; Viridiplantae; Streptophyta; Pinopsida; Cupressales; Cupressaceae. Bases 137 to 559 code for a protein of 140 amino acids. The record is from RefSeq and is a predicted model, not a curated record. The transcript has a single exon. Gene Ontology annotation, biological process: negative regulation of reductive pentose-phosphate cycle. Gene Ontology annotation, cellular component: chloroplast.
UUCUAACUUGCGUCCAUUUUUCAUCCUUAAUUCCCCAAAUCAAAGCAAACCCCUGCAUUUCAUAGCAAUCCCAAGCCCCUCCAAUUCCGUCCAUUGACGGAAAACUAAUCAUCUGCAAAAUCCUCUCCACACCCAGAUGGCUGCUUCAAUGGCUACAACAUCCACAGUCCCCAAGGCCCUCUUUUUCCCGUCAAAUAACGCUGUUCCCCUGACACCCAAGAUCUCCUCCUCCAUGAAAUUUCAGCCCAAACCCCAUGUGGGUCGUCUGGGCAGAAUGGGUUUGAGCAAAAGAAGCUUGGUGGUGGCCAUGGCGGUUCCUCCUCCUCCUCCAGCCAAGGAAGGAAAACUUUCAGACGCUGUGCAACAGAGCAUUGCAAAUGCCAAAGAACGGUGUGCAGAGGAUGAAAAUUCAGGGGAAUGCGCAGCUGCGUGGGAUGAAGUUGAAGAAUUGAGCGCUACGAGGAGUGAUAUUCGAACCAAGGAGAAAGGAAGCGACCCACUUGAGGCUUACUGUAAGGAAAACCCUGAGACAGACGAGUGUCGAACCUACGACGACUGAAGGCUAGUAACAUGUAUUUUCUGUUAUUUGACAUAUGCCUUAGAAAUAUCCGUCAAACAUAAGCUUGUCUAAUAUAAACUGAACUGAGUUCAGAUGUGAAACACCAUUUAUGAUGAUGUAAUUCAGUGAAGUAUUUCAUAGAUAGAUUUGUAAGCUUUUUCUCUGUUUGAAACUGUUGGUGUUUUAGCUGAUACAGAGCUUAAUACAGAGUAAUUUUGCUUUUA